AUGGAAGUUCGAGGACCAUGGCCUGUUCUUCUCUUCUCUGUGACAUUUACUCUCCUGUCCCACAAACUCUCCUCUUUCUCCACAAACCCUAACUUCUCAGAAAAAUCAAUUCUCGCCGACAAACAGUCCUUCUCCCCUCCCUCUCUCGCGCUGCAAAUCUCAACCGUUCUCUAUGCCCUGAAUUUCCCAUUUGUUUCACUUCCGCUGGAAUCUCUUUUUCCAGGAAGAUUCGGGUUGCCGCGGCGGCUGCGACGAGAUAAAAAAGCGUAUGGUAAGGCUCCGGCCUGGAAGAGUAACUACUCCAUCGGGUUUUUCGCUGCCGCGAUGGACCCUGCUCCGGUGAUAUUCGACAUCAGCUCCGAUGACGAGCCUGAGCCUGGACCCUUCAGCGAACCGGGCGUCGGCGGGGAAGACGAUCACAAUUGGCUGGAGGAGCUUCUCCAGGCGGUUGACAAAGACACGGAUGGUUCCGAUGAUGUGGUGGUAGUUGGAGAGUAUACACCUCCGAAGCUGAAGCUAAAGUCCUGCAGAUCGUCUAAACCCGUCAGGGAUUUUGAGGAUGAUGAUGAUUGCGUGAUUUUGGAUGGUGAUCCGGAUAAGCCCGAUCAGCCGGCGGCGGGGAAGGUGAAGGAUACAGCAGACAGUGAUGAGGAUGAGCUGCUUGUUGUGGGCGAGACGGGACAGGUUGCUUGCAGAGACUACCCACAUUCACGACAUCUCUGUCUCAAAUUCAGUUUUAGUUCUACCCUGCAUUCGGAGCAUUGUGAGCUGUGUCACUGCUAUGUCUGUGAUUCUGUAGCUCCAUGUGCAUAUUGGGGUAACGGUCUCUCCAGUAGUGACCAUUGUCACGCUACCGAUAAUCAGCAGAUGUGGAAAACUAUGAGGGAAAAUUUCAGGCGGGCCAAAGAUGGUUCAUUGUCUGUUUCAAAAGUCCCGACUCUUACGGAAGCUUUCAACCAGGUCAACCAACUUUCACAUAUUCAAAAUACGGUGGGAUUGUCAUCCAAUUCAGUGACUUAUAGCCAACUCAGAAAGCCAACCACUGUUCGAGCUUGCACAUCUGUUGUACCGAAUAUCAUAAGUCGGAGUAGAGCCCCACGACCAGGUUAUGAUUAUGGGAGAAAUGGACUCUUCCCUCGCAGAUCUUCUCAGUCAGCACUUGGUAUACGUGACAGUAUGAUACGGCGAGAUAGAGGCUCACAAAUUGGCAAUUUAGGCCAGCAAUUUGUCUCCUCUGGUGCAAUUAUGAAGAAUCAGAUGUUUGGUGUUGGUCCUCCUUUUCGAACCGAUCAAUCUAUGUAUGGUACUUCAGAUAUAAAUUAUAUUCCCAGUUCAACAUAUACGAGGAAUGCUGCUGGUCCAUUUACUGUGCCAAACAACUUUGGGUCUGGUGAGCAGCCGACUGCCCUACCUAACGUGUUCAGUCCGGGCUCCUCACAACCAGACGUCAACCUUGUUGCAGAUGCUCUGGCCUCCGUACCUGAGGUUUUCCGGCAGCCUGUUUAUCAACCAAGUAAUUGCCAGAAUGUAAGCCAGCUUCAUCAAACUACCAGUUCAGUUGAUUCCGGAAUUUUAGAUUUCAACUUCAAUUGGGGUGGUGAAAUGGGCAUUCGGCAAGGUUCGGUUGAGGAUAUUCAGUAUAACGGCGUGGCCUACAACGAAGAUCGAUCCAAGGUCGACCAGUGUAGUCCUCAGUUCCCUGUCAGUUCAGGACUUCAUUACCCGGAUGACAACUACCGGAGCUGGAAUUUGGGCCAGUCUGUUCCAGUGACCUCGGCAGGAGGUGUACCCUCGGAUCUGAAUUUAUUUUCUCCUGAACCUGCUGCAAUUGAUGCAGGUGUGUUGUGUACAGACUUCGACACUUCCUGGAAUGGCUUGACACACAAUUAGGAAUAGCAAUUAGCAUUAGCUUCUCUUGGCUGAGGUUUGACGCAGUACAACAACUACGUUGUUUUUGUUGAAAAGAAAAUCACCAAUUGGGUUUGAGCUUUAAAUCGCACACUGUAGUUUGGUAUUCUAAGAUGAGUGCUAAUGUACAUAUACUGCAAGUGCUGAAAGGGCAGAUGUGUACCCUAUUUAUCAGUCAUUAUUAAAUGGAAAGCUCCCUUUGGAUGUAGUUUGGAGAUUGUUGUGGUUGUCGACUUGUCGUUUCGAUAUCCUUCUCAGUAGCGAAACUAGGGUUUUAUAUAAGUGGAA
Molecule: messenger RNA, 2196 nt
Organism: Linum tenue
Lineage: Eukaryota; Viridiplantae; Streptophyta; Magnoliopsida; Malpighiales; Linaceae
Source: the annotation of a GenBank genome assembly